AGCACAACAUAAUAAGACUAAGGCAAUGUCCUGACACCAAAGGCCACUCCCCAGUGUCCCUACUUCUUGUGCCUCCCCAGGAGCCUGGGUGGAGGUGAGGCUGCUGAACGGCACAGGAAGGUGCUCAGGCCGUGUGGAAGUUCUCGUCCAGGGCACGUGGGGGACCGUGUGUGAUGAUCUCUGGGACCUGGCUGAGGCCACUGUCGUGUGCCGCCAGCUGCAGUGUGGCCAGGCUGUGGCAGCCCCCACAGGGGCCCACUUUGGGGCAGGCUCUGGGAAGAUCUUACUGGAUGACAUGCAGUGUGUGGGCAGUGAGAGCCAUCUGGGUCAAUGCAUGCGUGGGGACCAGGCCAGGCACAACUGUGGGCACCUGGAGGAUGCCAGUGUCAUCUGCACAGGUGCUGGCAAUUCACCAGGUCUCGCUCCAACCACAGAGCCUGAAGCUGUCACUUCAUCAUACACACCAUCAGGUCAAGCACUGUUAUUAGCUGUGCCCACCACAAAGCCUGCUGUGCUUCCCUCAACCCCCUUUCCAACAGGUGAUGGAUUAUCUGCAACCAUAGCCACGACAGCCAUGACCCUGCCAUCCACACCCAUGCCCCCAGCAGCUCCUGAGUCAUUUGCUGCUCCUGGGGCAACAAAACCCACAAUUUAUGGUGCUGAUUCCACAGCUGCUCUGCCUACAGCCCAUGAGAACCUGCUCCCCACAUCAUUGGUGAUAUCAGUGGCUCAACACCCACCGUCUUCUGCACCACCAGAAAAAUCUCGGUGUGGUGGCAUUAUUACUAACUCAUCUGGAGCGAUUAGGAAUCCCCCACAGAAUGAAAUGCAUGACAACAUCACUUGUGUGUGGGACAUCAAGGCAAAUGCAUCUGAUCAUAUACUGCUGGCAUUUCCACAUCUUGACCUUGACUGCACCAAUGAAUAUUUUGAAAUCCUGGACGGUCCUCCAUCCUCAGUAAAGUCAUUGGGGAGGACCUGCUCUGGCUUCCAACCCACCUACAUCUCCUCCUCCAGCUCAAUGACCCUCGUGUAUUUCCGAAGCUUCAACAACCUAGGAAAAAACUUCAUUGCUUAUUAUUACUCUGCACCCAAAGAGGCAGUGUUGCAGACCCCACAUCUAAUCACUAUCCCGACAGCAACACCCAGGACAGUAACAGCAAGAGCAGGGGACUGGCCGGAGCUGCGGCUUGUGGGUGGCUCUGGCCGGUGCUCAGGACGCGUGGAGAUUCUCCACCAGGGAGCCUGGGGCACCGUGUGUGAUGACCUGUGGGACCUGAACGAAGCUGAGGUUGUGUGCCGGCAGCUUGGGUGUGGUCGAGCCAUGUCUGCCCUUGGAAAGGCCCACUUUGGCCCCGGCUCAGGAGACAUCUUCCUGGACAACCUCCAGUGUGCUGGUGUGGAGCACUACCUGGGCCAGUGCACCCACUCGGGCUGGUCAGAGCACAACUGUGGCCACCACGAGGAUGCCAGUGUCAUCUGCUCAGAUGCUGAAGAAUCACUUGCUAACAGUCCAGAGGGCUGGCCGGAGCUGAGGCUGAUGGGCGGCUCAGGCCGGUGCUCGGGGCGCGUGGAGAUUCUCCACCAGGGUGCCUGGGGCACCGUGUGCGACGACCUGUGGGACCUGAAUGAAGCCAAGGUUGUGUGCCGGCAGUUGGGGUGUGGGCAGGCUGUUUCUGGCCCUGGCGAGGCCCACUUUGGCCCAGGCUCAGGAGACAUCUUCCUGGACAACCUCCAGUGCACUGGGGUAGAGCACUACCUGGGCCAGUGUACCCACUUGGGCUGGUCAGAGCACAACUGUGGCCACCACGAGGAUGCCAGUGUCAUCUGCUCAGAUGCGGAAGACCUACCUCCACCCACACCUCCAGAUUCUUCUACAACUUCUCAGGAUCACAUAAAAGGAGGAAGUAACUCUUGUGGAGGGGUCAUUUCUAGUCUCUCUGGCUCAUUUUCUAGUCCACAGUAUCCAGAAAACUACCCAACAGAUAUCCAGUGUGUUUGGGAGAUCCACAUGGGUGCAAAAUUUCACAUAGAACUCAUAAUUCCAAGUUUGAAGUUGGAAGAUAUCCUUGGAUGUCCCUAUGACUCCGUUGAAAUCUUCAAUGGUCCCAGGAUUGCCUCGCUCUCCAUGGGGAAGUUCUGUGCCCCUGAAACUGUGAUAUUCUUCUCCUCCUCACACAUCAUGACAGUGGUAUUCCAAAGUGAUUCUAUGAAAACCAACACUGGCUUUUAUGCUCUUUUCAAUGCCAUUCCUCAGGGUGAAAGGGAGUCAGAUGCUGGGGACUGGGCUCCAGAUGUGAUUCCUCCACCCCCAGAUAUCAUUCCUCCAGCCCCUAUACCACAAGGAGGAAGUAACUCUUGUGGAGGAGUGAUUUCAAGUCUCUCAGGUUCCUUCUCCAGCCCUUGGUACCCUACAAACUACCCCACUGACUUGGAGUGCGUCUGGGUGAUACAGGUGGCUGAGAAAUUCCACAUAAAACUGAUGAUCCCAAGCCUGAAAUUAGAGGACAUCUAUGGGUGUCCUUACGACUUUAUCGAAGUGUUCGAUGGACAACAGGCUGCCUCACUCUCCAUGGGCAGGUUUUGUGCUGGGACAGAGCUCACGUUCCUUUCUUCUUCAAACAUCAUGACCACAGUGUUCAGAAGCAACGCCAUGAUCACCAACACAGGGUUUUAUGCUCUGUACAACACCGUUCAGCAAGAUGAAAGGGAGAACGGUUUAGGAGAACUGAAGAGAGAUGAGCUACCCACACCGUCUAUGUCUUCCACUGCCUCUCUGCCUUACCUAGGAGCAUCUGCUGCUGUGAGUUACCCAACCUCAGGUCUGGGACUGCGGCUGGUGAACGGGUCCAGCAGAUGUGAGGGCCGAGUCGAGGUCUACCAUGCCAAUGCCUGGGGCACCGUGUGUGAUGACAGCUGGUCUAUAGAGGAUGCCCACGUGGUCUGCAGGCAGCUGGGCUGUGGCCUGGCCAUGUCUGCCCUCCCAGGAGCCAGCUUCAGCCCUGGAUCAGGCAGCAUCCUCCUCGAUGACGUCAACUGCACGGGAAGGGAGUCCUCCCUGGGGCAGUGCCCUCACAGCGGUUGGUACACCCACAACUGUGGGCACCAUGAAGAUGCUGGCGUCAUCUGCUUAGAUUCUGCAGCUUCUGGACAUCCAGCUUCCUCAACUCCUGGGGAGCACCCAAGCGAUUUUCAUCUAAGAGUGUCUUUGAAUACUGCUCUAACCACCUCAAAAGAGAUCUCUUCAACCUCAGCAGAAGUGACCUUUCCACCUGAUGCAUCUUCAACCUCAGCAGAAGCGGACACGCCCUCUGAUACGACUCCCACUGCAGCUGAAGCCCCUUCUUCACCAGAGCCGCCCCUGCGCCUGGCGGGCGGGCGGAGCCGCUGUGAGGGCCGGGUAGAGCUGCGGCACCAGGGCGUGUGGGGCACGGUGUGCGACGACCACUGGAACAUCAGGAACGCCCGCGUGGUGUGCCGCCUCCUGGGUUGCGGCCGUGCUCUGGGCGCCCCGGGCCGCGGCCGCUUUGGCCAGGGCACUGGGCCCAUCCUGUUGGACGACGUGCGCUGCACCGGCCACGAGGACGCGCUGGAGCGCUGCACCCACUCGGGCUGGGCCCGGCACAACUGCCAGCACCGCGAGGACGCGGGCGUGGUGUGCGCAGGUCUGGCUGACUCUCUUGUACCUAAGGACAAUGCCCAGCUAUCCUGCUUGCCUCACCUCUUCCAAGCCGUCAUUGACCGAGGCUAUCUCCGGAGGCUGGGCUACUCCUCCUGGGACAUCCACUUAAAUGAUGAGCUAUGUCGCCCCAAAGUCAUGGGACGCUACCUGAUCUUCAACAUUCCCUAUGGCCACUGUGGCACUAUCCAGCAGGAGCACCUCGGCUCCCUCAGCUACUCCAACUCCAUCAGAGGCCGGAAACGGGGCCACCCUGGCCAAGUCAUUGUGCGGCACAAGGUGCCCAAGUUGAAGUUCACCUGUAGGGCGAACGGCCCAUCCACAGUUGAAAUCAUUCAUGGGGAUGACGCCCCAACGGAGGGUGCUGGCUACACCGUGUCUAUAUCCUUCCUCCAGUCCCCUGAGUCCCAGCAUGUGGGAGGCAUGGUGCCCUACUAUGACAGCCAGAGGAAAGAGGUCUUCCUCCAAGCCACCCUCCACAGCCCCAAUCCCAACCUGAUGCUCUUCGUGGAUACCUGUGUGGCUUCUCCUGAUCCCCAUGAUUUUACAACCAUCAAGUAUGAUUUGAUCCGGCAGGGGUGCAUCAAAGACAAUACCUACAUCAACCUCCAUCCCCGCCAGAAGAACAUGGCUCAGUUCAAGUUCAAUGUCUUCAGCUUUCUUGACAGCUAUGAUGUGGUAUAUCUGCAGUGUAAGGUUGCAGUGUGCAAGGUGGGGGAUUAUGCCUCUCUCUGCUCCCGGGGCUGUACAGGACAGAGUAGGAGAGGUGCAGGCCCCAUGGAGGCCAAGGAAAAGCAGACUGAGCAUUUCCAAAUGGUGGGGCCACUGGAGAUCCACAAAGUCACUGCUCAGAGGAGGACUCUUGAGUGAUUUCUGCAAUUUUCAUGUGAAUCUGUAGAAAGCAAAGUCUAUUUCUCUUCAGUAAUGUUUGACCAAUCAGACGCUAUCUGCAUAGAGACAGGUCAAAGAAACAGCCAGAGGGGAUUGCUUCUCUGAGGUUUGUUACUAAACAAAUCUUCUCUGAUUACUAAACUUCUAAGGCAAUUAUUCUCUUUGCUGCCACAAAUGCUACAUUUUCUAAUUCUUGUCUUAAAGUGUACAAAAUGUUACAAAGAGCAGGGUUAUCUCUCUAUACCGCAUUGUCAAUUUAAAGAUUGUCUUUUUAAGUUGACUGUUUAAUCAUCAGAUGCUAUUAAGUGGAUCUCUAUUUUUAUCCUCUGACGGUACGAGGAUUUAUUUUCAACUCUUGCCAAGAGUCUUAGGUAAAAUAAAAUAAGUGUCUGUCACUC
Molecule: messenger RNA, 4968 nt
Organism: Pan troglodytes (chimpanzee)
Lineage: Eukaryota; Metazoa; Chordata; Mammalia; Primates; Hominidae
Product: deleted in malignant brain tumors 1 protein
Exons: 35
Coding region: 296-4549 (1417 amino acids)
Biological process (GO): cell-cell junction maintenance; zymogen activation
Cellular component (GO): plasma membrane
Molecular function (GO): serine-type endopeptidase activity
Source: RefSeq, a predicted model, not a curated record